UUUUACCAUAACCCAUUCAGGGAGCACGCCUAGAACAGCAGUUACUACGGUGCUUCUGCAGAGAAUGAUUGACACAAUGUGGUCAUCAAUCUUAAUUUUGUUGCUGGCAAACUUGGCCUCAACUGAAGUGCAAUGCCCAGAUGGAAGACCUUGCCCAGACGAAUCAACGUGUUGCAAACUUGAAUCUGGUAGUUAUGACUGCUGCCCAAUGAAAAAGAAUAUCCAGCGUUUUGAUGGGACCAAGCGCUGUGGGAAAGAUGACACAGAUCCAUCAUCCUCAGCACUGAAAUAUCCCAGCAUUCCAGUGGAAAGUGCUCGGAGCAUCAAUGUCAAGAGUGACAGUUCAGUAGUCCAUUGUGAUUAUUGGCAUAUAUGUAUGGAUGGAUAUGCCUGUUGUAAAGUGCAAACUGGAGGCUGGAGUUGCUGCCCACGACCUCAGACUGUCUGUUGUUACGGUGGGACAAUGUGCUGCCCACAAGGUGAUACCAAUCCAUCAUCCUCAGCACUGAAAUAUCAUAGUGUUUCAGUGGAAAACCAGACAUUUGAAAUGGAAAGUGCUUUGAGCAGUGGUGUAAACAGUGACAACUCAAAAGUCUAUUGUGACUAUACACAUUACUGUGCGAAUGAAUAUACCUGUUGUAAAACGCCGAGCGGAGGUUGGAGUUGCUGCCCACAACCUCAGGCUGUUUGUUGUAAAGAUGGUGUCCACUGCUGUCCUCAUGGCACCAGAUGUGACCUUCAGAGGUCAAAGUGUAUAAAGGAUAGCGCCGGUAUACCAUGGCUCAUGAAGGAACCUGCAAUGAUUCGGUCAGAAGCUCUGCAGAACAGCCUCAGUGGUGAUGGCUCAGUCGUCUAUUGUGAUGACACACAUGUUUGUAAAGCUGGAAGUACAUGCUGUAAGGUGAAGAACGGACAAUGGGGAUGCUGUCCAUAUCCGAAUGCUCACUGCUGCUGGGAUGAGAAACACUGCUGUCCGAAACAUCACUUUUGUGAUAUGAAGCAUCAACGCUGCUGGAAGAUCUUUCCUUCAUACAACUGGAUGCAGCUCUCCUCGAGCAAAACACCUGAAGAUUCUGAAAAUCUUUAAAGCUGCCCUGCAUCUAUCAUAGUACUGAGGUUAAGAUUACAAAAACGGCAUAGUUUUAUUCUGCAUUGCAGCUAUAGGUAGAAAUAGCUUUGCCAUCUUGGUUUCUAUUUGGUGGAGCUGAAAAUGUGCUGCUGGAAAAGCGCAGCAGGU
This is a messenger RNA of Hemiscyllium ocellatum (epaulette shark), 1237 nucleotides long. RefSeq names its product granulin a, tandem duplicate 1 (gene grna.1). Lineage: Eukaryota; Metazoa; Chordata; Chondrichthyes; Orectolobiformes; Hemiscylliidae. The record is from RefSeq and is a predicted model, not a curated record. Bases 65 to 1087 code for a protein of 340 amino acids. The transcript is spliced from 6 exons. Gene Ontology annotation, cellular component: extracellular region.